Molossus molossus (Pallas's mastiff bat) is the source of this 1417-nucleotide messenger RNA. It is a transcript of the gene MFAP5, whose product is annotated as microfibril associated protein 5. Gene Ontology annotation, cellular component: microfibril. The coding region runs from base 176 to 679 and encodes 167 amino acids. The record is from RefSeq and is a predicted model, not a curated record. NCBI's taxonomy places the organism in Eukaryota, Metazoa, Chordata, Mammalia, Chiroptera, Molossidae. Gene Ontology annotation, biological process: embryonic eye morphogenesis. The transcript is spliced from 10 exons.
UGCUCUCUCUCUCUUGCUCUCCCUCAUCUCAUUGUUUCAGGAGGCCAAAUCUGAAGUCCUUCCCAGGGAGUGGCCCUGUUCAUCUUAUUCUCCAGCCAAAGCAGGAAUAGCGUGAGAAGGAGACACAGUCAGCAGCCAAAGGACUCGGUGGAAAGAGCAGAGGACCAUAGACAAUAUGCUGCUCUCGGGACCCAAGGUGCUGCUGUUUCUCACUGUACUCAUCAUUUCCUCCGACUGGACACCUGUAGGGGUCAGUGGUCAAGGAGAAGCUGAUGUGACUCCAGAAACAUUCACAGAAGAUCCUAAUCUGGUAAAUGAACCCUCUACAGAUGAAACAGUUCUGGCUGAUAUCGUGCCUUCCACAGAUGACCAGGCAUCGCCCAAUGAUAAAAAUGCCGCCACGGAGUGCCGGGAUGAGAAAUUUGCUUGCACAAGACUCUACUCUGUGCAUCGGCCAGUCAAGCAAUGCGUCCAUCAGUUAUGCUUUACCAGUUUACGACGAAUGUACAUCAUCAACAAUGAGAUUUGCUCCCGUCUCGUCUGUAAAGAACAUGAAGCUAUGAAAGAUGAGCUUUGCCGGCAGAUGGCUGGUCUGCCCCCAAGGCGACUUCGACGCUCAAACUACUUCAGACUUCCUCCCUGUGAAAAUGUAAAUUUGCAGAGACUCAGUGGUCUGUGAUCAUCAUGGAAAAGGAAAAAAGAAAAAAAAUGUGUGGGUGGGAUGAAGAGAAUGCUCUAGGAAGAGGGAACUCCUUGUCUAGCCAUUGUCAGCUAACCCAUUCACAGUAGUACUUCUUAGACCAAACCCUUUACAAUGGUCAGCUUUUGCCCCUACUGCCUGAUUUUUUCAUCCAGACAGAAACAUUUAUCUCAUUUUCGGUACUUACAAUACAAAGUCUAUAUUAUUGCAUGGUUUUACUGCUUCCCAAUAUCAUUGACAUAGUAGACAAAUGAUGACCUGGUGGCUUAUAUACAAAUAUUCUUACAUACAAUUUCAAGGGAAAAUAAUCUUAAGGUUAAUAAUAUUUACUAUUGAAUCUGUCUGAGCUAGAUCUUAGGGUGGAAGAAACUAUUAAUCUCUAUUUUGGCUAGCUAUAGAACUUCAUUUACUUUCUUUUCAAGAGUUUCCUAGAUUGACUCCCCCUUUGUCUAUGAAAUUAUAGUCCUUUUACUCUUAUUUUAACUUUUGCUGAUUGUCCUAACAUUUGCCUAGCAGGUUUUCUUUAUGAAAAAGAUCAUGAUAAUUUUUGUAGCCCUAGAAAAUUCUCCAGAGCCAAGAGUUAUACAAUCCUACUAACAAUAUAUAAAGACCCAUAAUGUUGUCUUCUGCUAAGCUCAGAGGCUGAGGUUAAAGGGAGAGAAGUAUUGCAGCCAGUGUGGCUCAGUGGUUGAGGGUCAACCCAUGCACCAAGAGGCA